Messenger RNA from Dentiscutata erythropus, 338 nucleotides. The record is from the annotation of a GenBank genome assembly. NCBI's taxonomy places the organism in Eukaryota, Fungi, Glomeromycota, Glomeromycetes, Diversisporales, Gigasporaceae.
UUCAAGCUACUCAACCGUUGAGAGCAAGUCUUGAAGAUAUUCGUUCAAUCGAAACGAAGGGCAAGUGGUGGCUUGUUGGAUCAGGUUGGAAUGCCGAUAUGAUCGUCGAUCAAUCCUCGACUACCCUUAAACAGGCAGAAAAGAGAGAAAGUGUAUCGGAUGCUUUAUUAAAUCUUGCAAAGCAACAAAAAAUGAACACUGAUGUUCGAAGGAGUAUUUUUGUAAUUUUAAUGAGUGGCGAGGAUUAUGUUGAUGCUUUUGAGAGACUUCUAAAACUAGGCCUUAAAGAAGUCCAAGCACGAGAAAUUCCACGUGUCUUAAUUCACUGUUGUGGCAAC